AUGAUUGUGAUUACAAAUGGACGUCGACCUCAAGGCUUUUCGGUACCAACACCCAAGAUAGUCUAUGUACCACAGGCACAAACUAUGCCCAUUGCUUUUGCAAAUCCUGCAACAAGAACCGUACACAAUACACCUCAUUCAGCAACAACAUCAUCACCAUCAAAUACUGGUCAAAAAAAUGAUGUAACAACUCGUUAUUGGGGUCCUGUUGCUGUCAAAGAAUUAAUUGUACAAAUAACAAUUAUAGGUGAUGAUCUUGGUGAAAAUCAUUUUGAUCUUCAAAUGCCUAGUGGUGGAGUAGAUAUUUUCGAUGGAUGUUCAAGUCAAUUUCCUAAAGUCAGUGAACCUUUAUGGGGUGCACAGUCUGAUGGUAUUCGUCAACGAUCAUAA
Messenger RNA from Rotaria sp. Silwood1, 390 nucleotides. The record is from the annotation of a GenBank genome assembly. NCBI's taxonomy places the organism in Eukaryota, Metazoa, Rotifera, Eurotatoria, Philodinida, Philodinidae.